UUGCUAAACAGUCCACUAUGGUUUUCAGUUGUCUCUAUCUAUCUCUGAUUCUCUGUAUACACACACUCAUGACUCCACAAAACAAAUAAGUAAACAAUUAUUUCCUUCUCUGGAUUCAUACUCCCACAAGCCCUAAAACUAAAAAUCAACCAAAAGGGCCAACUUAAAUCUGCUUUUUAUCAUCUGGGUCGGCAUUAUAAUUUCAUGGGCAUGUAACAAUUUAUAUAUUAAAGUGUUAUUGUGCAUGAUUUUUGACUUUUUUCACUAUCCAAGUGUUUGAUCAUGCCUAGGCGUCAUGGGUGGGAACUGCCUGCUCACACUUUUCAGGUGGUUGCUAUAACAGUAUUCUUCUUGCUAUGUGUUGCCUUUUAUGCUUUUUUUGCCCCCUUUCUUGGAAGAGACGUCUAUGAAUAUGUGGCUGUUGCUGUAUAUUCGUUCUUGGCUCUCUCUGUAUUUGUACUAUAUGUAAGAUGCACAGCUAUCGAUCCUGCAGAUCCUGGAAUAUUAAUGGAACCUGAUGUGCCAACCUAUAAUUCUAACCAUGACACAGAUACCUCAGGAGAACAUGGGAAGGAAGAAUUAAGAUAUGGAGGGAUGUCAAUGAAAAAUACAUCAAGUUAUUGCUCAAAAGUUGGAGGACUCCUUUGUGGUUGUCUUGUAAAGGCAGAUUGCCGUAAAGAUGAUGAUUAUUUUGAGCAGCAAUUUGAAGAACAGCAUGCUGUAUUUUGCACAAUAUGCAAUGCUGAGGUGCGCAACUUCAGCAAACAUUGCAGUAGUUGUGACAAAUGUGUUGAUGGAUUUGAUCAUCAUUGCCGAUGGUUGAAUAACUGUGUAGGAAGGAAAAAUUAUAUGACAUUUGUGUGCCUCAUGGCAGUAAGCCUUGUAUGGCUCAUUUUCGAGUUCGGAGUUGGCUUAGCUGUUUUUGUUCGAUGCUUCGCCUCGAAAACAGCAACAGAACACCUGAUCUCAGAGAGGCUUGGAGAAGCACUUACCCGACCCCCGUUUGCUACCGUAGUGGCUCUAUGUACAGGUUUAUCCUUACUGGCGAUAGUGCCACUGGGAGAACUGUUCUUCUUCCACUUGAUACUGAUUAGUAAGGGUAUCUCAACAUAUGAUUAUGUUGUUGCCAUGAGGACCCAAAGUGAACCUCCCGGGCCUUCUGUAGACGGUGGAGAUCAGCAAAGUCUUCAAUCUUCACCGGUGAGUUCUGCUGUCACUGCCAUUAGUGGAAGAAGCUUGCAUGGAAUGGGCUUGCAAUACAAAGGUGCAUGGUGUACUCCUCCAAGAAUCUUUAUGGAUCAACAGUUGCAGGAUGAGAUUAUUCCACAUCUUGACCCAGGACGCCUACCAUCAACUGUUGAUCCUGAUGCAGUUCAUCCACCUGAAAAGGGCAAGAAGGUACCACAUCGGCAUGUUAAAAUCAGUUCUUGGAAGCUCGCACAGCUGGAUCCUAGCGAGGCAGCAAAAGCAGGAGCCAAGGCUAGAGCUUCAUCAUCAGUUCUACGUCCAAUUAGUUCAAAGCCUCAAAAAUAUGAUUUUGAUCAUUUGUCAAGUUACAAUAUGGGUAAUAGAAGUAGUCCUAGUAUGAACAGAGAAUAUUGUGGAAGAUCUGCGAGGUCUGGUUCAAAAAGCUCAUAUCCACCCAGUCGUGCUAGCAGGGAAGACAUUGAAACUUGUGAUCACAGCAUCAGUAAUCUGAGCAGUCCCCUCCCUCCCAGCUUCACUCCCUCUCCCUUUGGACAGCAGACUCCAAAUGCAGAACACUUCAAUCCAAUGUAUCAGGCAUCUGCUGAUCAAUCUCCAGGGUCAUCAAGAGGGAACGAAGCUGCAGUUUUAGGGGCUGCAUCACCAGUACCAAUGAGGAGAAACAACCCAGUUUUUACAUCAAACACAAGGUCAUCCAUAUAUUAUGAUGAAGAUGCUGGGCGUUUUGUGUCUGCAUCAACCCAAAAUGUGAGUUCUUCCUCUCAGGUGCCUCCUGGUCCAGAGCUUACAUACACAUGUCAGUCUAUAUUCUAUGGUGGUCCCCUUGUUAAUGAACAGUUAAGCAGAGGGACAAGAAACUUAAGUGCAGGUUCUGCGAGUUCUGACAGAGUUCCGACACCAAGCUAUUAUCAGCAGAGUAGAGCACAGAGGGGUGGCCAGCUGCCAGUGUUUAACCCAGGUGAUUCUCAGCAAAACUAGUUUUCUCUCUAGUUAUGUGGCGCAGACGUUUUACUGGUAGCAUCCAAUUGUUCAUAUAGAGUUCAGAUUUUGCAAAUGCGUUCCAAGUCAAUUUUUUUCAAUUUACUCCCCGUGUGGCUCUUAACUAUCAAGUAUCAACUAGCUACUAGGAAAUUUGAAUUGAUACAAGUAAAACCUCUAUAAAUUAAUAUCUUCGACAUGGAAAAACUUAUUAUCUUAAUGAGGUCAUUGAUUACUGAAUAUUUUGGUGAAA
Messenger RNA from Daucus carota subsp. sativus, 2437 nucleotides. RefSeq names its product protein S-acyltransferase 21. The coding region runs from base 283 to 2184 and encodes 633 amino acids. Gene Ontology annotation, cellular component: endoplasmic reticulum; Golgi apparatus. Gene Ontology annotation, biological process: protein targeting to membrane; peptidyl-L-cysteine S-palmitoylation. The record is from RefSeq and is a predicted model, not a curated record. The transcript has 10 exons. Gene Ontology annotation, molecular function: protein-cysteine S-palmitoyltransferase activity. Lineage: Eukaryota; Viridiplantae; Streptophyta; Magnoliopsida; Apiales; Apiaceae.